CCGGAGCGGCGGUGGGCGGGAGCAGCCAACUUGCGGGCGGAGGCUGACUCGGCGCGAGACCUCUGCGACCCCAGAGCCCCCGACCCCUGCCCCACGCUGUCCGCUGUUCCUGGCCCUUUCGGUUACUCGCUGCCCCUUAAAAGCUGGAGCCUGGGCACAGGACUGACAGGCGUUGCAGCCAAUGGCGUCGCGCACGAUAAACCUGGUACCCAAUCAAAAGGCGCGGCUGCGAGGGAGCCGGGUGGGAACCACGCCCGACUCCAGGUGACUCCUUGGCAGGGAGGGGAAGGUGUCUCCGUCACCUGAUAAGAUCCCCACCCGGUCUGCUCAUCCGGGCGAGUUAACGGGGACGAAGCUGCGGGAGCGCGCGGGCAGUGGCCAGCUGCGGAAUCCUUGUGUGCUGCAGCCGAGAAGGAGAGUGAUGGAGGAGCAUCAAGAGGCUGGGAAGGAGGGGAAGCCCUCCUCCACAGCAGUGGACCUGCACGGGGACGGCUCCUUACAGGUGGAGAUCUCUGACGCCGUGAGCGAGCGUGACAAGGUGAAAUUCACCGUUCAAACCAAGAGCUGCCUCCCUCACUUCGCCCAGACCGAGUUCUCAGUCGUGCGGCAGCACGAGGAGUUCAUUUGGCUACAUGAUGCCUACGUGGAAAAGGAGGAGUACGCCGGCCUCAUCAUCCCCCCAGCCCCUCCAAGGCCAGACUUUGAAGCUUCGAGAGAAAAGCUGCAGAAGCUGGGUGAGGGGGACAGCUCCAUCACACGGGAAGAGUUUGCCAAAAUGAAGCAGGAGCUAGAAGCGGAGUACCUGGCUAUCUUUAAGAAGACAGUUGCGAUGCACGAAGUCUUUCUGCAGCGCCUGGCAGCCCACCCCACCCUGCGUCGAGACCACAAUUUCUUUGUCUUUUUGGAAUAUGGCCAGGAUCUGAGUGUCCGAGGAAAGAACCGGAAGGAGCUCCUUGGGGGCUUUCUGAGGAAUAUCGUGAAGUCUGCAGAUGAAGCCCUCAUCACUGGCAUGUCAGGGCUCAAGGAGGUGGAUGACUUCUUUGAGCAUGAGAGGACCUUCCUGCUGGAGUACCACACCCGCAUCAGGGAUGCCUGCCUGCGGGCAGACCGAGUCAUGCACUCCCACAAGUGCCUGGCAGAUGACUAUAUCCCGAUCUCGGCUGCACUGAGCAGUCUGGGAACACAGGAAGUCAACCAACUAAAGACGAGCUUCCUCAAAUUGGCAGAGCUCUUUGAACGACUAAGGAAGCUGGAGGGCCGCAUGGCCUCUGACGAGGACCUGAAGCUGUCGGACAUGCUAAGGUACUACAUGCGAGACUCGCAGGCAGCCAAGGACCUGCUGUACCGGCGGCUGCGGGCACUGGCUGACUAUGAGAACGCCAACAAGGCGCUGGACAAGGCGCGCACCAGGAACCGGGAGGUGCGGACCGCCGAGAGCCACCAGCAACUGUGCUGCCAGCGCUUUGAACGCCUCUCCGAUUCAGCCAAGCAGGAGCUCAUGGACUUCAAGUCCCGCCGUGUCUCCUCUUUCCGCAAGAACCUCAUCGAGUUGGCGGAGCUGGAGCUCAAACAUGCCAAGGCCAGCACACUGCUUCUCCGGAACACCCUUGUUGCCCUCAAGGGGGAGCCUUAGAGCAGCCAGAGCCUGCGCUGGGACCUCUAGUGACAAAGUCCCCCAGACCUCCCACCCUAACAAGAUGCCUCCUUCCCCACCACAGCAGCCACUGUCCAUGCCCCGUGACCCCCCAGGGCAAGCCCAAGCCCAAGCCCCAGCCCCACCCAAAGGUGCCAGGCCCUGCAAGAGGGAGAUAGGGCAGCAUGGGCACCAUACUUGGCCACAUGUAAACAGAGCCCCAAUGGGGGAGCCCAGGGGCCCUGACCUCCCUCCCCACGAGGCUGAGGGGCGGCCCUCUGGUCCCUGAGUUCAUUUGUCCCCAGCCUGUUCACAAAUAAAGCACCUGAUUUUAUAGCGAGUAAGUCUGC
Messenger RNA from Equus quagga, 1983 nucleotides. It is a transcript of the gene SNX32, whose product is annotated as sorting nexin 32. Gene Ontology annotation, molecular function: phosphatidylinositol binding. The transcript has 13 exons. The coding region runs from base 422 to 1633 and encodes 403 amino acids. The record is from RefSeq and is a predicted model, not a curated record. Gene Ontology annotation, cellular component: endosome. NCBI's taxonomy places the organism in Eukaryota, Metazoa, Chordata, Mammalia, Perissodactyla, Equidae.